CUGCAAUAGGCGAAGAAGAAAGAAAGCCCAAAGUUAACAAGUUUUUUGUACAAAGAAUUAACAAAAACACAGUAAAAUUAGCAAAGUAUAGCAGCCUAUCAUUAAAGAAAGAGUAUAGAAAAAAAAACUGGCCGCCCAGAAGCCAAAAGAAAACAAAACCUACAAAUAAUUUAGACCUUGAAAGCAACAACUCAAUUCACAACAUGUU
This is a messenger RNA of Dentiscutata erythropus, 208 nucleotides long. The record is from the annotation of a GenBank genome assembly. Lineage: Eukaryota; Fungi; Glomeromycota; Glomeromycetes; Diversisporales; Gigasporaceae.